Molecule: messenger RNA, 843 nt
Organism: Naegleria lovaniensis
Lineage: Eukaryota; Heterolobosea; Eutetramitea; Acrasida; Naegleriidae
Exons: 1
Coding region: 1-843 (280 amino acids)
Source: RefSeq, a predicted model, not a curated record
AUGCAUUCAAAAAAACAAAAACCACCACCAACACACUCUGUGAUUAUCAGAGACCACUCAUCAUCGAAAGCAAUGUCAUCUUCUCAUUUUGGCAUGGAUCCAUCCUUGUAUCCUAAUCUUUCAGAACCUCAACAACAACCACCCUAUCCGAACAUUCCUCCACCUCCCAUCAAUAAUGUCAAUCCAUUUUCAAUAUCCAGUGCUUCCAAUGCACCACCACCUCCUCCUCCUCAACAAUAUGUUCAAACUCCUCCUCCAUUUCAUUCUGUCAACAUUUCGAAUCAUGCUUCAAGACAACAAGAACCACAAGGAAUUAAUGCUGAAAAUCCAAUUCCGAUUCAUUAUCAAUCCAUGGAAGAACCCAAAGCUCCUUCCUUAAAGUCUUCUCAAGAGUUUCCAUCUCAUGCUCAUGAAGGAGCAUCUCAUCCUCAACAUCCAACGCAUCCUCAACAACAACAAACUCUUCACUCCUCUCAACAACCUAUUCAACCUCAAGAACAAGGUUAUCAUGCCAUUUAUGUGCAUGAUUUAAGAGUCACACCCAAUGACUAUGUGGAAAGUUCAGAAUCAGCGGAAGCUAGCACAUCGUUCUCUCUUGCCUUGUGUUUGGCAUUGUUAUUUGGAUGUGUCGGAUGUUUCCCAUUGACAUGUAUUCCAUUCUGGUUUACCUAUGCCACGUAUCGAGAUUCGGCGAGUCCUCAAGCUCGAUCGUUGGCCGCUUUAUCGAAGAGUUUGUUUUGGGUGUUGGUCUUGUUAAAUACGUGUUUGUUUUGUGUGACUUUGUUUGUGGUUGUGAUUGUUCCACCGGUGGUUGUCGUGCCGAGAUAUUAUCACAUGUACUAG